GUGACCCGGAAGCGCUAGUAGAGGCGCCAUCAUCGCCGCUGUGGGUGUGUGGGUCGGAGUGUGUGUGUGUGUGUGUGAGAGAGAGAGAGAGAGCGGGAGAGAGGCGUUGGGUGGGUGCGGGGCUCCGGCUCAGGCCACACACGGGGGGGGGGACGGACGGCUGUAGCAGUAGCAGCGGCGGCGGGUCGUUGUGUUUGUCGGGCGGCGGCGAGGGCGAGGGCGGGAGCAGCAGCAGCAGCAGUAGCCAUGUCCAGGAGGCGGCACAGCGACGACAACGACGGGCAACCUCACAAGAGGAGAAGGACAUCGGAGCCAAUUGAAAUCGAAGACCGUCUGGAAUCUUUGAUAUGUCGUGUUGGAGAAAAGAGCACUUCCUCAUUGGAAAGUAACCUGGAAGGCCUGGCUGGAGUUUUAGAAGCUGACCUGCCGAACUAUAAAAGUAAAAUCCUGAGAAUACUUUGCUCCGUAGCUCGUAUGCUUCCUGAAAAGCUAACUGUGUACACAACGCUGGUGGGACUGCUGAAUGCCAGAAACUAUAACUUUGGUGGAGAGUUUGUCGAAGCCAUGAUUAGGCAACUCAAGGAAGCUUUGAAAAAUAAUUUGUAUAAUGAGGCAGUGUUUCUUGUCCGUUUUUUGUGUGAUCUCGUUAAUUGCCAUGUUAUUGCCGCUCCUUCAAUGGUGGCAAUGUUUGAAAACUUUGUCAAUGUAACUCAGGAAGAAGAUGCGCCACAGGUACGUUGUGAUUGGUAUGUGCACACUGUGCUCUGUUCUCUGCCCUGGGUUGGAAAAGAGCUCUAUGAGAAAAAGGAUGUCGAGAUGGAUCGAAUGUUAUCUGUGAUUGAUGGUUAUCUGAAGGGACGUCAAAAAGCUCACAUGCCUAUGCUGCAAUGUUGGAACAGUGCACAGCCUCAUGUGCAAGAAGAGUACUUGGACUGUCUGUGGGCACAGAUACAGAAGAUGAAAAAGGAUCGUUGGCAGGAGAAACAUAUCUUGAGACCAUACUUGGCCUUUGACAGUGUACUGUGUGAGGCCUUGCAGCAUAACUUGCCACCUUUUACGCCACCUCCUCAUACAGAAGGCUCCGUGUACCCUGUACCAAAAAUUAUUUUCAGAAUGUUUGACUACACAGAUGCUCCUGAAGGUCCAGUUAUGCCUGGCAGUCACUCUGUUGAGAGAUUUGUAAUUGAGGAAAAUCUGCGCUGUAUCAUCAGAUCUCAUUGGAAGGAAAGAAAAAACUGUGCUGCACAAUUACUCAGCUAUCCUGGAAAGAACAAGAUUCCUCUGAAUUAUCACAUAGUGGAGGUUGUCUUUGGAGAGCUCUUCCAAUUGCCUGUACCUCCACACAUUGAAGUCAUGUACACAACACUGUUGAUUGAACUCUGUAAACUGCAACCUGGCUCUUUGCCUCAAGUGCUUGCACAAGCCACGGAGAUGUUAUAUAUGCGUUUGGAUUCUAUGAACACAAUUUGCAUAGACAGAUUUAUCAAUUGGUUUUCCCAUCAUUUGAGUAACUUUCAAUUCCGGUGGAGCUGGGAUGACUGGUCUGAUUGUCUGGCUCUGGACCCUGACAAGCCCAGACCAAAAUUUGUGCGUGAAGUGUUGGAGAAAUGUAUGAGACUCUCGUAUUAUCAAAGAUUAGUGGACAUUGUUCCUGAAAACUUUGCAGCUUUGUUGCCAGCAAAUCUAUGUAUUUACAAGUACGGAGAUGAGAGCAACAGUUCUCUGCCAGGCUACCAAGUGGCUGUCAGUGUUUGCACUGCUAUUAAAACCAAAGCUGGCAUCGAUGAAAUUGUGAGCUUCCUGAAGGACCUUCCCAAUCCUAAUCAAGAUGAUGAUGAUGAUGAAGGGUUCAGCUUUAAUCCUCUGAAGAUUGAUGUUUUUGUGCAGACUUUACUUUACCUGGCCUCCAAGUCCUUCAGCCAUUCCUUUAGUGCUUUGGCAAAAUUUCAUGAGGUGUUUAAGGUGUUGGCUGAAGGGGAUGACGGCAAGUUACAUGUUCUAAGAGUUAUGUAUGAUGUCUGGAAGUGUCAUCCUCAGAUGAUGGCCAUGUUAGUUGAUAAAAUGAUUCGAACACAAAUUGUCGAUUGUGCUGCAGUAGCAAACUGGAUCUUCUCCUCGGAGAUGUCUCCCGAUUUUACUAGGAUGUAUGUCUGGGAAAUUCUUCAUUCCACCAUAAGGAAAAUGAACAAGCAUGUGUUGAAAGUCCAGAAGGAGCUUGACGAGACUAAAGAUAAACUAGAUAAGCAGCAUAAAAGACGAGAUAGUGAUGAAGACUACGAUAACAGUGAUGAGGAAGACGGCCCUCUGGAAGAUCAGAUUGAACGUCUGCAGGAGAAGGUCGAAUCUGCUCAAAGUGAACAAAAGAACCUUUUCCUUGUAGUUUUUCAGCGUUUUAUAAUGAUUCUGACAGAACAUCUCGCCAGGUGUGAAACCGGUGGGAUCGAUUUUAACACCUCCUGGUAUAAGAACUGCAUUGAAAGAUUGCAGCAGAUCUUUCUCCAGCAUCACCAGAUUAUCCAGCAGUACAUGGUCACGCUGGAAAACCUGCUCUUCACAGCUGAGCUCGACCACCACAUCCUCGCUGUUUUCCAACAGUUCUGUACUCUUCAGGCAUAGUUACUCUCCAGCAGCAGCGAACGUUUUGAGAUUCCCCCGCUCUUUUUGAAAACUCCUAACACGCCAGUCUUGUGUUGAAAGACCAUCCUGAAGCCACUUUGCCUCUUCAGCGGUAAAACCAUGGAGCAUGACAAAUGAUGCCAUCUAUUUUAGGAAAGGCUUCCUCCUCUUGUUUAAAACCAUAAAAUAAUAGGCCUUCCACAAUAGCGAUAGAGACUUUAGUAAUCCAAAAGGAUGUACAUGCAUAAUGACUUAAGUUUGGUAUUCAUUCUAGUUUUAAAUUUGCUUUACAUUCAGUGCGGUUUGAUUACUGGAUGCAAGGUUAUUAAAACCAUCUCUUUUCCUCACGAUCUACCAGACAAUUUGUAAAUUAAAUAGCUUGUUGUAAAUUGUUCAACAUCGUGCUCCACAAUCGACCAAAGUUUUGAAUUUCAAUGUUGCGACAUGUUCACUUGGUUCUUCCAGUAACAGGAACGCAGACAAUUCUACAGACAUUAAUGUGGCUGAAAUAUAUUUGGGAUACUGUUACUUUUUUAAACAGAAAGUGUAUGUUGUGUUUUUUAAUUUUAUACGUAUCGGUCGGUCCAAGUUCGCAUAACAUGAGAAAAUCAAAACUGAGUAGUCACUCCAUGAUUGAAAAGAGCUAACAAAUAUUUUUUACAAAUUAAAAAAAUACAUUAAUUGUAGGAAGA
This is a messenger RNA of Callorhinchus milii (elephant shark), 3308 nucleotides long. Its product is annotated as nuclear cap-binding protein subunit 1. The record is from RefSeq and is a predicted model, not a curated record. Gene Ontology annotation, molecular function: RNA cap binding; mRNA binding; protein binding. Gene Ontology annotation, cellular component: nucleus; nuclear cap binding complex. Gene Ontology annotation, biological process: regulation of mRNA processing; mRNA export from nucleus; nuclear-transcribed mRNA catabolic process, nonsense-mediated decay. NCBI's taxonomy places the organism in Eukaryota, Metazoa, Chordata, Chondrichthyes, Chimaeriformes, Callorhinchidae.